Blepharisma stoltei is the source of this 2964-nucleotide messenger RNA. Lineage: Eukaryota; Ciliophora; Heterotrichea; Heterotrichida; Blepharismidae. The record is from the annotation of a GenBank genome assembly.
AUGAACUACUUCAUUAUUUCAUUAGCUUAUACCAUAGUAGCUGCCUGAAAUAUAGAACUGACUCAAACUUCCCACUUAGUUUAUACCUGGUUCAAUCUUACAAGCCUCGUAAAUAAUGACCGCUUAGUUAUUCAAUUGGACCAAAAAUCUAAAAAUAUUCCGCUCUUACUUAUGGUAAAAUUUAAUUCACUACCAACUUUUUAUUAUGACGAAGACUUACACAAAUAUAUUUUUAAUGCAGAUUUUUUUGAUUUUGAAGCUUGAAGCCAGAAUUUUCAAUUCAGCUAUAUUUCAAUUCCGAAGAAGCUUUUAUCUACGCAAUCAAAUAUAAGUGUAGGAAUUUUCUCUGACUCCUCGUUUAAGUUGGAACAAAAAUCCUAAAGGGGGUUUAAAUAAUUAAUAUGGUGGUGGAGACUUGACGACGAUGGACGAAUUAGGAGCAAAAGUCACUUUAAAGCCUAAAACAAGGCUGCACUCUUUAAUUCUAACAUUCUUCAUCAGAUGUUGGGACUUUGUGGGGUCAGCUGGUGGCUUUAAGAUCAGGUAUUAGUUAUCCUUAUUUUUUGGCCACGAUUUUUUCCUCCCAGUUCCUUUUUGCGUAUACAUUAAAAUGGUAUGGCGAAUCAAUUCAUUCUCUUAAUGCCUUAGCUGGGGAGGCCCAAGGACCUUGUGGAAGGGAGGAUGGCAUUUGGCGAUGUGUAUUUACUUGGUUUGGUGGAGAGCAAUGUCGGAUUAUGCUGGUCGCAUAUUCAUGCCCAGGUCAAGGCUUUUAUCUCGUGGGAAGAUGAAGCUCAAAGUUGAAAAUUAAAGUCCAAGCAAUACCUACUGAGGAGAUGAAUAUGGUCUGACUUUUUAGGCUUACAGGGAGCUUCUCUUAUAAUCUUAAUUAAAUUUAAGGUUACUUUUUCCUGGGUGUCAACUUCCCAUAGGUGGCUGACAGGAAUUAAUAGUUAAACCUUUAUAUAGCACCCGACGACGUUCUAGCAGAGCAUCUCCCUAACCCUUCGACACUCUUAAGAUCACAGUGUAAGUCUGAUCUUAGAGAAGACCAGUGUUCCAAAUAGCUGCUAAAUUCCGCCUGACAAGAAUGCUUGUGUUGUUCGAAAGCGUGAGAAGGUAUCAAAUCUGGAAGACGUUAAGACUCUUAAUUUAAUUUUAAAGGGGGUUUUUAAAAAAGUUAAGAAAUAAACUGAACAAAAUAUUUUAGAUUUUUAAGAAAAAUUAAUUGAUUAAAUGCGAAAACUGUUUAAAUAGUAUUCUAAAGGCACUGUUUCCAUUAAAUUAGAAAACUUAUUGCAGAUUUAUCUACUGCCAUUGAGUCAAAAUAGUCACUAAGGAUCCCUAGAGGAUUCACCGCUUUGCGAUUCGCAAGGAAAACAUGUGUGAGUUGGGAUAAUGAAUUCGCAUGCAAGUUAGCUCGAGCACUGCCUCUCCUCUUCUUCAUCACCUGAUGCCGUGGCACCUAUGGAAUCGGCGGACUGGACUUCUGUGCAUGAUGCUUGCUUGAAUAAAAACCCCGAAAAAUGGAAUUUCUGGUCGCUCUUUGCAAAAGGAAAAAUUCAACGCCCGAUAUAUAACUCUCGGUUUCGCGCUAGGGGGCUGCCCAAAUGGUCUAGACAUUGCCUGCAGACACUUCUAUCUUCACCUUCCCAACUCCAUACUUCCUCUUCCCAUAAUGUAAAAUCCAACCUUGAAAGCAGACUAGGGCAAAACUACCAGAAUUGCUUAUCUAGCAUAGCAGUCCAUUUCUGGGUUGGCAAAACCUUGCCAAAUAUAAAUGUAGUCAGUGUCACUAACUAUAAAUAUGUGCCCGAGACUGGAUUGCCAGGGGCUGAAACACCAUAAAUAUUAAUCAAUUAAAUUAAUUUUAUAAAAAAAUUAUUUUUUUUCCAAUUUAAAGGAGGAUCAAAGUACCCAAAAAAUGGAAAUUUACCCUAUUUUGUUCCAAUUUAAAGGGGGAGUGAAGAAAAUGGGUUUGCAUAUCAAAUUUCAGCCCACGGAAAAGAUGACCGUUAUUGUGAACCGUCUUGCAACAACGGAGGAGUCUGCUCUUUAGGGAGCUGCACUUGUAUCAAUGACAACUGAGGCUAUGAUUGUUCAGUGCCUUUCAGUGAAUUUUCAUUGGAUGAAAAUCAGCUUUUGCGCCUUGAAAAAUCCGGAGACUGGAAAUUUUUUUAUUUUAAUCCUUCACAAAAUCCAUUCACAGUGAAGUGUGAAAAAAUCCAAGGAGACUCUUUUCUAUAUUUUACUCAUUAUGAAAACAAGCAUGAGCUACCUAGCAUGCUCUAUAAAGAUUUUUCGUUAUUUUUCGACUCAUCUGAAGCCUUAAAAGAGUGAAAUAACUCAGAAAACAGCAAUGAUUUAUGGUUAUUUUCAGUGUUUUGCAAAGAUAAUCCCAGCUGUGAACUUAAAAUUUUGAUUGAAAAUCAAGACACUUCUUCAAGUAAUAAAAGUGAUGGUAAAUUUAAUUGGCUUACUCUUGUGAUUUCUUUUGCUGUCUGCGCUUCAGUCCUUUUUUGUGUAAUACCAAUUGGGAUUUCUUUAGUUAGAAGAUGCAAGAAAUGAAAAAUUGGGUCACCAGAUGAGCUUGCAGUUUGGAAAAAUGCUUUAACACCAAAAGUCAUGCAAAAGUUUUUCCCUUCUUAUAAGUGACGGGAACUGGAUAAGGAAAAAACAUCAUGCACGAUUUGUCUAGAUGAGCUUAAAAAUGGGGAAAAAGUCAGAAAAUUAGCAUGUGAGCAUAUUUAUCAUAUGAAAUGUAUCGAUUCGUGGAUACAGAAUAAAUCAGAUUGUCCUUUAUGUAAACAGUUGGUAAGGGAAGUAGGGAAAUCAGAAGAAACACUAGAAACUUCUAUGAAUGAGACGGUAAUUGGAAGUCAAUCAAUACGGCAAGAUAUCGUAAUCAGAGGAGAAAAUAGAGGCCAGAUUGAUACUGAAGAAGAAAAGAACGAGAAUAGCUUUUAA